CCGUGACACACACACACUCAAAAAGAGAGAGCUCGCGCUUCAAGGUGUUCAUGCAUACGCGUGCUGGAGCUCGACUUCCGAACGUGUAAAAAAAAAAAAAAAAACAGAGCGUGGGAAAGCAAGCGCGCGCGCGGGUUUUCUCCGGGGAUCUCUGUCUCUGUCUCUCUUCGCGCGUCACGGGCACGAGCUGCUGGGUCUGCGCGAGCUCUCCCCGGUGUCCGCCAUGGCUCAGGAGAACGGAGAGAGCGCCAGGGACUCGUGGAAAAAACAAGUGGACGACAUCAAAGAAAUGUUCGAUUUCAAGGAGGUCCUCGGCACAGGCGCGUUCUCAGAGGUCGUCCUGGCUCAGGAGAGGGCCACAGGGAAGAUGUUUGCCGUUAAGUGCAUCCCUAAAAAAGCCUUGAAGGGGAAGGAGAGCAGCAUUGAGAAUGAGAUCGCUGUGCUACGCAGGAUCAAGCAUGAGAACAUCGUAGCCCUGGAAGACAUUUACGAAAGCUCUGAUCAUCUGUACCUCAUAAUGCAGCUGGUUUCAGGAGGAGAGCUGUUCGACCGGAUCGUAGAGAAGGGCUUCUACACAGAGAAAGACGCCAGCACACUCAUCAGACAAGUACUGGAUGCAGUCAACUACCUGCACACUAUGGGCAUCGUACACCGAGACCUGAAGCCCGAGAAUCUUCUUUACUUCAACCCUCAAGACGGCUCCAAGAUCAUGAUCAGUGACUUCGGCCUUUCGAAGAUGGAGGGCACGGGGGACGUCAUGUCCACUGCCUGUGGUACACCAGGAUACGUCGCUCCCGAGGUGCUCGCCCAGAAGCCGUACAGUAAAGCUGUGGACUGCUGGUCGAUCGGAGUCAUCGCAUACAUCCUGCUGUGUGGAUAUCCACCUUUCUACGACGAGAACGACUCCAAACUCUUCGAACAGAUCCUGAAAGCCGACUACGAGUUUGACGCACCUUAUUGGGACGACAUAUCCGAUUCAGCCAAGGACUUUAUCAGCUGUUUGAUGGAGAAAGACUCGGCUAAGCGCUACACCUGUGAGCAGGCUCUCCGUCACCCCUGGAUUGCCGGAGACACUGCUCUCUGCAAGAACAUCCACGAAUCUGUCAGCCGCCAAAUGCGUAAAAACUUUGCUAAGAGCAAGUGGAGGCAAGCCUUUAACGCUACAGCGGUGGUCAGGCAUAUGAGAAGGCUGCAGCUGGGCAGCAGUAUGGGUGCCAGCAUGGACGGCGCUCACCCGAACAGCAGCGCCCAGAGCCGGGGGCAUGCGGCAAAGCAGCAGACGCCACCACCCAACCAAAACCUGACCGCGGCGUUAAACCUCAACCAGACCCAGAAACCUGCUCCUAACCAGAAUCAGUAUCACAUCAACAACAUGUCUACAGAGUCUCCCACUAUAACACGCAAAGACUGUACAGCACCUCCUCAUGCUUCCUGUUCUUUGGCGUCCGCAGCCGUGUCCCCAGCUCCAGGGGCGGAGCCCUGCAGGCCACACCCAACCUCGGUUGCCCCGGUGAGCACUGUGUUAACUGGGACCAAGUGACGCCAGGUCCUGCGGGGGGAGAGCUGGGAGGCAACGGCCCUGUGAGCCACGCCUCUCAGCCCACCCCCCGCCCUGCCUUGAGGACAGGCAGAGGACUCACCCGCCCACUGGUCGCCAUAAUUAAACCAUUGAGAGACUCGACACUGCGCGCCACUACCUGCAUCCUGCAACUCGUUCUGCUAAUCAAACCCCACACCAUCAGGGGGCACGACACACGCAGACAGGAUGAUGGAGAGAUCUAAUUCACUCAUAAGAGUGGAUUUAUGUGGCCGGACUCGAGUCUUGUAUGAGAAUGAUAGCGUGUCGUGUUAUGAUUGUGCUACGGAUCACAGCAGCCAUUUAACCCUUGGGUUACGACUCGGAAAGGACUUCAGAGGAAUGCACGGGAGCAAAAGUGAAGUGUGUCUGCCUCGAGCACUUUCAGGCAGAACCAAUGUCAAAUAGUUGUUCUUAUUCUAUAUCUCUAAGCUCUUCCCCUUGUAUUCUCUCGUUUUCUCCCAUCCUUUCACACUUCUGGCACUUCCUAUACGUGGUGUUUGAAUUGACGAGAUUUUUUUGCUGUUUAAUUUCUAGAGUUUCUAGUCGUUCUCUGGUUUUCAAGUUUUCUACGAUCUGACUCGCAGACCCGCAGAAGUGCUUUAUAAUCCUGUUAGACUGUUCUGAACUGUUAAUCUGGCUCCGAAUUGUAGGUGUUUGCACAUGAGAAUUCCACAGCUUCUGACUGACCUGCUGUCAUCCUGCAGUGUUGGAUUGAGAGUUAAUGUUUAUUACCAUGUCGCAAAAUCCAUUCAAAUAUUUGCCUCAAAUCUGAUUUUCUUUUUCAGUUUUAUUACAUGCACACACACCCAAACAGUGAAGACUGACAGUGAUAGCACUGUCAACACACUAUCUUUCUCUCAGUCUAGCUAUCUCACGUUUACACACACACACAUAUAUAUUGACAUCCCCUUGAAAGCCAUGGCAGCGUUGCUUCACACCCAGUGUACGAGUUCUCAGGGAAUUCCACAGUUGCACUGGACAUAAUCAUGACCAUAGAAAUGAAAAUUCUUCCAUGUCUCGGGGCAGUCUCACCUCGUACCCAGACUAGGGCCCUUCAUAGCAAAUGUUAGGAUUAGGAUUUAUCGUGCGCCCCAUCAUCCACCCUGUAUCGAACUGUCUCUACCAAAGGUCUGAGUCAGACGGCAUGCAUAUAUGGGCUAGGGCUGCCCCCUGUAAGUUUACUAAAUGCUUUGGUUUAUGUGUUUGUUUUUAAUGCACUCGUUUAUAUUUUAGAUUAAUCAUAGUUAAAACCGGUAUUGCGUCCGGAAAUUUAGAUUAUAUAGCUAGUAAUUGUUUAAAAAGAAAUGCAAAUGACACGGAUGGAUGGAUGCAAAACCAUGGGGGAGCUUUGUGUGGCAUAAAAAAACAAACAAACAAACAAAAACUUGGACACAUUUUUUUCAUAAGACUUAAAAAUAAGUCUGAAAUGGUGAAACAAACUCUGCAAAACUCAUCACAAUUAUUUAAAUAACGUAUAAAUCUUUUACAAAACAUAAUUAACUAAUUGUGAUGCUAUAUUUAAGCUGAUCUUUGCGCGGCUUGCCUUGAAAUUAAAAAAAAAAAAGAAACAACAGCGAAAUGCUUGGGGGAAUUCUAAUUAAAAGAAAUAAA
This is a messenger RNA of Clarias gariepinus (North African catfish), 3190 nucleotides long. RefSeq names its product calcium/calmodulin-dependent protein kinase 1Da (gene camk1da). Gene Ontology annotation, cellular component: intracellular anatomical structure; cytoplasm. The record is from RefSeq and is a predicted model, not a curated record. Bases 224 to 1540 code for a protein of 438 amino acids. Gene Ontology annotation, biological process: peptidyl-serine phosphorylation. Gene Ontology annotation, molecular function: calcium/calmodulin-dependent protein kinase activity; calmodulin binding; ATP binding. NCBI's taxonomy places the organism in Eukaryota, Metazoa, Chordata, Actinopteri, Siluriformes, Clariidae. The transcript has 11 exons.